Molecule: messenger RNA, 1823 nt
Organism: Lontra canadensis (Northern American river otter)
Lineage: Eukaryota; Metazoa; Chordata; Mammalia; Carnivora; Mustelidae
Gene: TRIM22
Product: tripartite motif containing 22
Exons: 7
Coding region: 62-1546 (494 amino acids)
Molecular function (GO): protein binding; zinc ion binding
Source: RefSeq, a predicted model, not a curated record
GAGUCUGUGAGCAAGGCAGGACUCCACUCUCAGGACAAGAAGAAACAAGGGGAGCACUGCAAUGGAUUUUCCAGCACAGAUGAACAUACAGAAGGAAGUGACCUGCCCCAUCUGCCUGGAUCUUCUGACAAUGCCCCUGAGUCUGGACUGUGGCCACAGCUUCUGCCAAGCUUGCAUCACUGCAAAGAGUAAGGAUUCAGGGGUCCACCAAGGAGGGGAAAGCAACUGCCCAGUGUGCCAGUGCAAAUACCAGUUUUGGAAUCUCCGACCUAAUCAGCCCCUGGCCAACAUAGUGAAGAAAGUCAAAGAGAACAUGAGCCCAUGGCAGAAAAAGCUCUGUGAGCACCAUGGAGAAAAACUCCUGAUCUUCUGUAAGGAGGAUGGGAAAUUCAUUUGCCAGCACUGUGCCCAGUCUGUGGAGCACCAUGGUCAUCAAAUAUUCUUCAUGGAGAAGGUGGCCAAGGACUGUCAGGAAAAGCUCCAGGCAGCUCUGAAGAAGCUGAGGAAGGAGCAGCCGAAAAUGGAGGAGUUGGAAGCUAACAUCAGAGAGGAGAAAGCUUCCUGGAAGAAUCAUAUGCAGACUGAGAGGCAAAGGAUUCUGAAAGGGUUUAAUGACAUGAGAGCCACCCUGGACAGCGAGGAGAAGAGGGUGCUGCAAAAGCUGGAGGAAGAUGAAGUGAAUGUGCUGGAUAACUUGGUAGUGGCCAGAGACCAGCUGGCCCAGCAGAAGCAGUGCUUAAGGGAGCUCAUCUCAGAUAUGGAACAUCAGAUAUGGGGGUCAUCAGUAGACACAGUGCAGGAUAUGAUGAAUGUCAUGAAAAGGAGUGAGAGGUGGACCUUGAAGAAGCCAAAUAUUGUUCCCAAGAAACUGAAGAGUACAUUCCGAAUUCCAGAUCUGAGUGGGAUGUUGCAAGUGUUUAGAGAGCUGACAGAGGUCCAACGCUACUGGGUGGACGUGCUGCUGAAGCCAGUCAAUGCUAUUUCGAAUAUUGCCAUUUCUGCUGAUAAAAGACAAAUGACAACUGUGCACAACUUCUCUCUUAAAAGUGUAUUUCUAUGUGAUUUCUCUGCUUUUGAUGUCUUGGGCUACCAACAUUUUUCCUCAGGGAAGUAUUACUGGGAAGUAGAUGUGUCUGAAAAGAUUGCCUGGAUCCUUGGGGUGUACAGUAAAGCAAGAAACCUCAAGAGAAAAGAGAGCUCUGGGUUUGUUUUUGAUCCAAAUGUAAAUCGUCCAGAUGUUUACUCCAGAUACAAACCUCAGUUUGGCUACUGGGUUAUUGGGUUACAGAAUGAAUCUGAGUAUAAGGUUUUUGAGGAGUCUUCCACCUCUGAUCCCAAGAUAUUGACUCUUUUCAUACCUGUUCCUCCCUGUCGUAUUGGGGUUUUCCUUGACUAUGAAGCACGUAUUGUCUCAUUUUUCAAUGUCACAAACCAUGGGUCACUCAUCUACAGGUUUUCUAAUUGUCAGUUUUCUCAUACUGCUUAUCCAUAUUUCAAUUCUUGGAAUUGUCAACACCCCAUCACCUUGUGCCCACCGAGUUCCUAAACUUUCUCAGUCCCUCACCCAUUUCUGUGUAGGUCCCCUUGUCCUGGGGUUCAUCUACAACUGAGCUCAUCUGCACCAUUCUGAACAUGUCUUCCUUCUUUUCUCCAUCUUUCAUUUUAGAAUGUUUUUGAGAUAGUCUGCUAGGACUGCUGUCACAAAAUACCACAGAAUGGGUGGCUCAGACAACAGAAAUUUCUUGUCUCACAGUUCUGGUGGCUGGAAGUCUAAGACCAAGGUGUCAGCAGAGUUGGUUUUAUCUGAGGGCUGUGAGGGAAGA